Molecule: messenger RNA, 356 nt
Organism: Trachymyrmex septentrionalis
Lineage: Eukaryota; Metazoa; Arthropoda; Insecta; Hymenoptera; Formicidae
Product: myosin-IB-like
Exons: 2
Molecular function (GO): protein binding
Source: RefSeq, a predicted model, not a curated record
UUCUUGCAGCGUUACAAGUGUCUCUGUUCGGAAACUUGGCCGAAUUACUACGGCCCGGCAAAGGAAGGCGUGCAAACACUCGUGUGUCAUCUCGGCUAUGAGCGUGACGAGUACAGAAUGGGAAACACAAAGUUGUUCAUCCGUUUUCCUAAAACGUUAUUCGAUACGGAGGAUGCGUUUCAAAUGAAGAAACACGAAAUAGCCGCCAUUAUCCAGAGCAAAUGGAAGGCUAUAUUAAUGAGGAGGAAAUAUUUAGAGAUGCGAGAAGCAACGAUCGUGUUCCAGAAAAACAUUCGCAGAUGGCUCGCGAAACGCAAAGCUAAAAAACGGCAACAAGCGGUUGCCACUAUCCGCAG